AUGCUGUGCGGUGGGUCGCAGAAGGCAGGAAUCGUCUUCCUCAAGCGACAACUUUUCAGCAUCAAGAUGACUGAAGGUGCAGACGUCACGCACCACUGCAACGAGGUCCUCAACAUCUCCGCCAAACUUAGCGGCAUCGGUGCGAAGAUGGAAGACGAAGACAUUGCAAUCUGUCUGCUGCUCUGUCUUUCAAAGAGCUACGAAAAUGUGGUGCUCAACAAGAAAACGAGCAGCGCCGAGCUUCGUACCCAAGGUGUGUUUGCAGAGCGCAGUGAGGGUGCAUUAUUGGCGGCUGAUGGCAACAAGGUGGCCAUCAAGGGUGUGGGAACCAUCGUGGAAAAGGUGGUUCUGCCUAACGGUGAAGAGCGCGAGAUCGAGAUCGAAAACUCGUUAUGUGUCCCAAGUAUGAGCAAGAACCUGCUUUCGGUGCCAUAG
Messenger RNA from Peronospora matthiolae, 435 nucleotides. The record is from the annotation of a GenBank genome assembly. NCBI's taxonomy places the organism in Eukaryota, Oomycota, Peronosporomycetes, Peronosporales, Peronosporaceae.